AUGCCCAAUAAUAGAUCACGUCUGAAACGUCCACGCCAACCCCACAAGGACAAUUCGAUUCUAGGAGGGUCAACCAGCGCGUCGCAGCCGCAGCCGCAGCCGCAGCCGCAACCACGCUAUGACAUUGUCGAAAACUGGCUAGAGCAGACAGAGAGGCCAGAUCCUCACCCCUGGCCUAGUACGUCACAAGGACAUCGAAAAGAAAUCCCAGGCAAUAGUUUCCCGUAUAGACCACUUGAUGCGACGUCCCCAUACAAUAAACGCCCUAGGCGUGUAGAUCCGAGAUGGAGUCCUCGUCACGACUUUCCUAGUCAUUAUAUGCACCAAUCAGGCUCUCCGUUUGAGACUUCGGGUCCAAAGGAUUCGAGAAAGUCUACGCGAAGGCGGACGGCCCCUAGUGAUAGUUCGCUUAUCAGUGGUUUUGAGAAUACUACGAAGCCUCCUAGCUAUACCCCUGGCUCCGUUCAAGGGGAUCAUGUGGAUACUCUAACUGCCAGAGCCCCGAGAGAUGCGGAUUUAGUGCAUCUCGAUGCUUCGUCGACCAUUUCUCAUGCAGACGAAGGGCCCAACUUUGAGAAAAGACCCAGAAGAAAGACUAGGGAAGACAAAUAUGAAACGAAGAAAAGAAAACGAAAUCACGAAGAGGGAAGUGCCGUAGAUCAUAGCAAUCACCGGAGUAAAAAGCGCAAGAAAGUCGACAAGAGAAAAUCUAUGGCAUCUAGCAAAAAUGUGGUGAAUAAUUUCACUUCUAAUGCUGUUCUUAAUGACCGUAUUACGGUCCAACCACAUCUAAAGCCUGGUCUAUUUGACAAUGGAAGGACAUCGAAAAAACAGCCAAUAUCUGAUUUAACCUUCUCUGACAUGCAGUUUCUAAAGCACCAGAGUAGUAACAUUCAACCAAAAGUAUUAUCCAAGUCCCGCGUGAGGGACAAACGACGAGAGGAUCGAGAAAUGGAGGAAGUAUCUUCCUUUUUCCUACCACACAAAACCGAUAGAGAUACUCCCGGGUUAAGGCCUCAUAAGCCGGAUACUAGUAGAAAGUAUCGGGAAAUAGGACAUCACUUUGAACAGCUCACAUCCACCCGUUGUAGAAACCCUCCUGGGUCGUUGUCUCCAAGUCGUCAUGGAUAUGCUAAGCAUAACCACAUAUCCCGAGCCCACGAUGAGACCGUCAAUCCUAUCAGACCAGAUUCCCUCAGAUCAAUUCCAGAUGAAAAAGACGCAGGCAGAGAUACGACAUAUUUAACAUGGUCCAGUAGUCGCCACUCGCCGCGUAUUAAUGAAAGGGACAAUCAUUCGAGCCCAAAUGUGUCAGGUUCGAUCCGAACAACUAUUCCAGAAUCAAUGAGAGUAGAUCUAAUAACGACAGGGGUAUACGACAAUACUAGAAUGUCCUCAUACGACGGUCAUUCAACUGAGUCGAGUACAGCAAGAAAGACAAUCGAGACGGAAGCAUGUAACGUUCGCCACAUGGAAUCGGAGGACGCCCAUCACAAUAUACAUCAAGGUUCCAAUGGAUCUCGCAAGGUCAGGUAUCGAGAUCAAGCUAUAAUGACCGAAGAUCCCCCUAAAUUCUCAGAGUCGGCAGAAACCGUCCAAAUAACAGAAGAUCGCCAUGCGUCUAGGUCUCAAGGAGAGGCAAAUCUGCACAUACCACACAUCUCUAAUGAUAUUGACCGUCAGCAAAUUGUUAGAGAAAUUCGUCUAACUCCUAUUGAAAGGGGUAGUUCAAGGCAACAUGUUGGGAUUCCGCGUAGCUUAGAUGGCAAGCCUGUCACUAUUCACCAAAUCCCCGAGACGACGGCUAUACACGUAGAUCAAAGCCUAGAGAGACAGAAACAGCAGGCGAGCGACGAAGCAUCUGUAGCUUCUAGGGAUGCAAUGCCUCCCCCACCUAUGCCGUAUAGUAGAAACGCCUCCCUCGCCGUACCCCGCGCCGACGUGGAAUUUAAUGCACCGGGACAGAACACGACUCCAGCCAAUUUGGAAUUUUCACAAGUUCCUCAUGUGAUGGAUCAUGAUAAAGAUAUACAAGACUCCCAGGAAUCCCUCGAAAGUUGUAGCCAGGCUUUGUUGUAUGAGUCGGUCGCCAAUAAUGGACGUACCCUGUUAACUUCCAAUAGCGUUCCCUGGAUACCUCAAAAAAGGCUAUUAGCCCCUAUAGUAGGAGAGGGAGCUACCUUAUUACGACCAAGCACAAAUCCACCUACCUAUGUAAAUCAAGACGAAGGAAGGUUAAGUAGAGGCUCGUACCAAAGAGAUUUUACGGGAUCACAGGAACUUGAGACUAUGGCCGAAUUUAUCGCCAGAAUAGAGAACGAGUCACAGUGGCAACUCCCUUCCCGCGGUUAUGAUAUUCUAGGAUUAGAGGAGACAGCGCUAGACCCAUCUUCGCUCGAUACGGGACUAUCCCACGAGCAGCCCAUAGUUUACAAUACGGAAAAGGAGACACCUCUCAACUUAUCUCCUAAUUUCGAUCCUGAUUAUUUUGAUCUAAGAAGGCCAAGGACAACUAAACUAUGCGAAGAGGGUUUAGAUAUUGAGGCGCCGUAUACCCAGCACAGGAUUGGUACUCCUAAGAUUUUACCUGGUAUCACACAACCGUUGGAAGAAUUUGAGGAGGAGAGUUUUGAAAUGUCAAGCUUCUGGCGUCCAAAUCAGUUCUCUCGAUUCUGA
Daldinia loculata is the source of this 2676-nucleotide messenger RNA. RefSeq lists its product as uncharacterized. NCBI's taxonomy places the organism in Eukaryota, Fungi, Ascomycota, Sordariomycetes, Xylariales, Hypoxylaceae. The transcript is spliced from 3 exons. The coding region runs from base 1 to 2676 and encodes 891 amino acids. The record is from RefSeq and is a predicted model, not a curated record.